GCGGAGCAGCGAUGGCAGGGGUAGAGCCGACACCGACGCUCAGAGAGGAAUGAGAACUUGUCGGGGAUGGCGGACAAACCUCUGACGGUGUUCGUGAAGCUGUUCGCCGCGGGGUUUUACGGUCUGAGCUCGUUUCUCAUCGUCGUGGUGAAUAAAAGCGUCCUCACUAACUACAGGUUCCCUUCUUCAAUAUGUGUCGGAAUUGGACAAAUGUUGGCCACUGUGCUUGUGCUGUGGGUGGGCAAGGCUGCGAGGGUGAUCAGCUUCCCGGACUUUGAUGAGACUAUACCUCGCAAGACGUUUCCUCUACCUCUUCUUUAUGUGGGAAAUCAAAUCACUGGUCUGUUUGGAACCAAAAGGCUUAACCUGCCAAUGUUCACUGUCCUCAGGAGGUUCUCCAUUUUAUUCACAAUGCUGGCUGAGGGACUUCUGCUCAAGAAGAAAUUCUCCAGGCCAGUCCAACUGACAGUAUUUACAAUGAUCCUCGGGGCGUUCAUAGCCGCAAGUGCUGACUUGUCCUUUGACCUGCAAGGCUACGUGUUCAUCCUCCUGAACGAUGUGCUGACUGCAGCCAACGGAGCCUAUGUGAAACAAAAAUUAGAUGCGAAGGAGUUGGGGAAGUAUGGAUUAUUGUAUUAUAAUGCAUUAUUUAUGAUAAUUCCCACGCUGCUGUUGGCUCAUGUGACUGGAGAUAUGCAGAAGGCGGUGGAAUAUGACGGAUGGUCUGAUAUGAUUUUCCUCAGCCAGUUCAUCCUCUCAUGUAUCAUGGGGUUUGUUCUGAUGUAUUCCACAGUGCUCUGCACACAGUACAACUCUGCUUUAACAACCACCAUCGUGGGCUGCAUCAAGAACGUCCUGGUCACAUACAUCGGGAUGGUGUUCAGUGGAGACUACAUUUUCUCUUGGACCAACUUCAUAGGUUUGAAUAUCAGUAUUGCGGGCAGCUUGAUCUACUCCUACAUCACUUUCACAGAGGAGCAGACCAGCAAAACAAGUGACAACAACAAGCUGGACAUCAAGGGCAAGGUGGUUGUAUGACAGACACUGGAUUUAAGUAUUUUUAUGCUGAUGAAAAGGAAAACUCUAUUUUUAGUACGACUUUUAUUUAUGGAGUAUUUUAGUAGCAAAGGUGAGGAAUUGUUGGGGAUGGUGUCAAGGCGAAAGCCAUGCCUGCACCAUGACUCUCCUGUUGCUGCCAUGGUUACGAAACCCUCCAGAGGGAUUGUGGGUUGACUUUUAGAUGGUGUUUUCUUUUUAAAUAUUUGUAUUUUGAUACUGUACUUGUGAGUAUUGAGAAGGGAAACAUGGAAGCCGUGUUAUUUAUAUUAGAACAUUUCCUGACAUUUACACAAAGUGAGCGUUUAAAUGUUGGGAUGACGUCACGUUUCCUGGACAGGAGUGUAAGAGAGAUAUGAUCAAUCGUUUGAAGCGUGGGUGUGUACUGACGAAUCAUGGGAAUACUACAUGAUUAUUUUAAAGGCACAAUCCUUACUUUUUAAUGCCUUUUCUGUUUUGCUGUUUACAAGGAAUGUAACUUUAGAUGCCUUCUAAGCACAGUGAGAUGCACUGACACUGUCAUUAUCUGUUUCACUCUUCAGUACAUUUCUUUACAUUUUUGCGCAUACACUGUUAUAAGCUUGUUACAGACGGACGGUAAUGACAGUGAUCUAACCUCAUCCUUUAAACAACCAAAGUGAAUGGGCAGUGGGCUGUCGAUCCCCAUCGAGGAUUGUGGCUUUAAAUAAUGUUGCUGCCUCCUUUUCGGAGAAAAUUUAAAGUUGACAGUUUACAUUUACUCCCUCAGUAUUACAGAACGUUUGUUGUGGAUACUCCAAGGCUGCAGCUGGUUCUCUCUAUGCAGAAUUAACAAACAAGGGGACCCAGUACUUUUUUUCACACAAUGUAAUCGCACUUUUAACUGAGGUCGGUCCUGCAAAAGGGUGAAACUGAGUUGCUUCACCUCCUGUUACAUUCAUGUGUUGAAUGAGAUUAUUGAACCUUCCUGAAACGUACAUUUCAGGUUUUUUAAGUAUUACAAGAGAAACUUGGUUGUCUAAACUUUAAUAGUCAGGUACAUGUUUUUUUUUUUUUUUUUUUUACAUUUUUAUCUACAUCAUUUUAUAUUUAUUACUUUUUUAGACUAAUAUUCAUUUUGUAGGUGGAGUGGGUUGUAAAUUGUUGAUGCUGAUCUCAUAUCGAACAGUAACCAUGGAUUUGUAGCUGAAACCUGAUCAUGUAUUUUUACAUUAAAAAUAACUCUGACA
Seriola dumerili (greater amberjack) is the source of this 2264-nucleotide messenger RNA. RefSeq names its product solute carrier family 35 member D1 (gene slc35d1). Gene Ontology annotation, cellular component: Golgi apparatus. Gene Ontology annotation, molecular function: GDP-fucose transmembrane transporter activity; antiporter activity. The transcript has 12 exons. The record is from RefSeq and is a predicted model, not a curated record. The coding region runs from base 67 to 1038 and encodes 323 amino acids. NCBI's taxonomy places the organism in Eukaryota, Metazoa, Chordata, Actinopteri, Carangiformes, Carangidae.